AUGGAUAUCCCUGCCAACGGCAAAAUGGUGACUGGAUUGUCAGUGGAUGUGAUUCCCGGACGUGGGUCCAAAUCUGAUGCUACUAAAACCGAGGUUCAAGACAGUUUUGAACACGAUGCCGAGCCCUCACGCGAGGUCUCGAGAAAGCGUCAAAGCCUGUCCGAUAUCUUUACAAUUUUCGCAAGCGGUUUUGCGCUGAUCAGCGAUGGAUACCAAAACAACCUCAUGACCAUGACCAAUGUUCUCCUCAAAAAGGAAUACCCCAAAGAGUACACAUCAACCGUGAGCACUCGUGUGUCUAAUGCACUGCUAGUCGGUGAGGUUAUCGGUCAGGUUGUCAUAGGUCUGACUUGCGACUAUCUCGGUCGAAAGACCGCUAUCAUUUUUACAACACUAAUGAUUGUCAUCGGUGGAAUUCUUGCAACUGCAUCUCAUGGAGUUACCAUUGACGGCAUGUUCUGGAUGAUGACAGUGGCGCGUGGUGUGGUGGGUUUCGGUGCUGGCGGCGAGUACCCUGCAUCGUCAACUUCCGCCUCGGAGUCUGCCAAUGACUUGACACCCAAGCAUCGUGGUCCAGCUUUCAUCAUGGUGACCAACUUCCCGUUAUCUUUCGGUGGGCCAUUUGCGGUAUCAAUUUUCCUGAUUGUACUGAUGACCUGUGGGCAGUCCCACUAUAGCACCGUGUGGAGGGUAUGCUUUGGGAUCGGAUGUAUCUGGCCACUGUCCAUCUUCUACUUCCGAAUUCGUAUGCUGAACUCGGCACUAUAUCGUCGUGGUGCUAUCAAAAAGCAUGUACCUUACAUGCUCGUUCUCCGGUACUACUGGAGAUCGCUCAUCGGGACCUGCGGUGCUUGGUUCCUCUACGACUUUGUCACUUUCCCGAACGGUGUUUUCUCAGGCACAAUCAUUUCAUCCGUUGUUAAGGACGGCACAAUCCGCUCGACAGCCGAAUGGCAACUUCUACUCGGAGCAAUCGCCCUCCCAGGUGUUUUCCUCGGCGCUCUCCUCUGCGACCGCGUCGGACGCAAGAACAUCAUGAUGAUCGGCUUCAGCGGGUACCUAGUCUUCGGGCUGAUAAUUGGCUGUGCAUACCAUCAAAUCACCAAGAUCAUCCCGCUUUUCAUCAUCUUUUACGGACUAAUGCAGAGUUCUGGCAACUUUGGUCCAGGAAAUAUGCUCGGUCUGCUUUCAUCCGAGUCAUACGCCACAGGUGUACGAGGAACGUGCUAUGGUUUUUCAGCUGCGGUCGGAAAAGCCGGUGCUGCUGUUGGAACGCAGGCAUUCCAACCUAUUCAGGCUCGACUGGGCAAAAACUGGACGUUCAUAAUUGCGGCUAUCUGUGGCGUUGUGGGUGUCCUAGUGACUUAUUUCUUUGUACCCGAUCUUUCCGGUGAAGAUCUGCGAAUCCGCGAUGAGAAAUUUCGAGCUUAUCUUGUUUCUAAGGGGUGGGAUGGUGCCAUGGGUGAAGACGAUCUUCAGGCCGCUGCGGAUCAGGGGAUUCCCCCGGUGAUUGCCCAAGAGAGCGCGCCCGUGAAGGAGGGUUAA
Penicillium longicatenatum is the source of this 1545-nucleotide messenger RNA. RefSeq names its product Glycerophosphoinositol permease 1. Gene Ontology annotation, biological process: transmembrane transport; carboxylic acid transport. Bases 1 to 1545 code for a protein of 514 amino acids. Gene Ontology annotation, molecular function: carboxylic acid transmembrane transporter activity. Gene Ontology annotation, cellular component: plasma membrane. The transcript is spliced from 6 exons. The record is from RefSeq and is a predicted model, not a curated record. Lineage: Eukaryota; Fungi; Ascomycota; Eurotiomycetes; Eurotiales; Aspergillaceae.